AUGGCACACAACAGAUAUGUACGUUAUGAUGGUAAUAAUAACAUUGAAGAUGGUAAAGGCAUAAUUUUGUACAAUGAACAGGCUGCUUCGUUUCCACUUGUGCAACAACUAUGGCAUACUUCUCAACCUUUUAUCCCUUAUCAUUGUACUCCACCACCACUAAAAUAUUCUCCUUUUCCACCGCAUUUAAUCUACCGUUCAAAUGGGAUAGUAAAUCAGUCUCAAAAUCAUAAAAGUGUAAAGCUGAGAAGGCAAGGCAAUAUUCAUUUUUGGUGUGGGGGGAUAGCUCAACUACUGUGGACAGUUAUUGCUAUUGUGAUAUUGGGUUUGUUUGCAAUUUUAAUUCUUGCUUUGAUUGCUGUAUGA
Messenger RNA from Thelazia callipaeda (thelaziosis nematode), 366 nucleotides. Lineage: Eukaryota; Metazoa; Nematoda; Chromadorea; Rhabditida; Thelaziidae. The record is from the annotation of a GenBank genome assembly.